CCAUAAAAAUGCGUUUGUUGUCUAUGCUAACUAACGGUAGCUUGUUACCUAGCUAGGUGGAUUACUAAUGAUGGAGUCUGGAUGGAUAGACGGCGAACGAUAACAUAAGGAGUUAUAUCGCAGUAUAACCUGCACAUAUGCAUCGAUUGAUGUUUGCCAUGUUCAUUUCAUUGUCUAAAUGCUUUUCCAUUGUGAACGCCCAAGUUAUCAGGUAAUACGUUGUGUUCUAUCGGUAGCGAUCAAGCAGCGCUCGCAGUUAAUCUAGGCUGUCAGCAGCAUCAACAUCACGCCUAGUACCAGAGCGACUGCAGAACGCUGGCUAGCUAGCUUUUAAGCAGCACCUGGGUGAGUGCUGAGCUGGGCUAGAAGGCGAGGCCAAAGCAGUCCGCUCCUCUUCCUCCGUGCCUUCUUCCUCUUCCCUUUCACUCGAGAGCCGCUGUUCUUGCCCGACCUCUGACCUGCCGCGCGGAAAAGAUGGGCGGCCUCGGCGACGAAGCGUCCAGCCAGCUGGUGGACAACCAGCACCGGGACGAGGAGCGGGCCCAGAACCAGGAGAACGAGCAGGGGCACCGGCUCGCCCAGGAGCCCGCCGCCAACAACGCCAAGUGGGUCAAGGAGGGCCAGAACCAGCUGCGCAAGGACCAGAACCGCAACCCCGACCACGGCCGGGACCCGGACUGCAACCCCAACCGCAACGGCGUGGAGCGGCGCCGCCCCGCGCGCGGCGAGAAGACCGCCUCCCACAAGGCCCUGCGGUUCCUCUGCUCCGACCUGGAGGCCAGGAACGCCGCCAACAAGACGCUGAUCAUCGACAACCUGGUGUCCCUGGAGGGCGAGGAGGACGAGGAGGAGGAGGAGGGGGAGGAGGAGGAGGAGGAAGACGAGGCCUUGCCCCUGGCGACGAGGGAGAAGGACACGGACUCGUCCUCCGAGACCCUGAGCACCGGCGAGUCGCGUAAGGAGGGCGGAGGAGGAGGAGGAGGAGGAGGAGGAGGAGGAGGAGGAGGAGGAGGAGGAGGGAGGAGCGCCUGCCUGCUUUUCGGGAGCAGGAACGGGACGCUGAGCGAUGAGGACUCCAGCUGGACCUCGCUGUCCCAGGACAGCACGGCGAACAGCACCCCCGACGGGGAGACGGAGACCUUCUGGGACCGCAGUGCGUUUGAGACCGACACGGACCUGCCUGCCGGGUGGAUGCGGGUUCGAGACACCUCGGGCACCUACUACUGGCACAUCCCCACCGGCACCACCCAGUGGGAGCCCCCCUCGCCCCUGGAGGGCGGGGCCCCCGAAAGGCCCUCCAGCGCGUCCUCGGGGACCGCCUCCAGCGAGGAGCCGCAGGAGGGGGACGUGGUGUCGGACCAGAGCCUGAAGGAGUUUGAGGGGGCCACCCUGCGCUACGCGUCCAUCAACCUCAGCUGUUCUCUGUCGGAGGAUGAGGAGAAGCAGAGCCCUUUCAGCGCUGACCUGGAGGCCAAGCAGUGCUUCGCCGUGCGCUCCCUGGGCUGGGUGGAGAUGUCCGAGGAGGAAAUGGCGCCGGGGAGGAGCAGCGUCGCCGUCAACAACUGCAUCCGCCAGCUGUCCUAUCACAAGCAGAACCUGCACGACUCUGCGGGCAUCUGGGGCGAGGGGAAGGACAUGUUGCUGGUUCUGGAGAAUGAGACCCUGAACCUGAUUGACCCGCUGGGCCAGACCCUGCUGCACUCCCAGCCCAUCGUCAACAUCCGCGUGUGGGGUGUGGGGCGCGACAACGGCAGGGACUUCGCCUACGUGGCGCGGGACAAGCUGACCCACGUGCUCAAGUGCCACGUCUUCCGCUGCGACACGCCCGCCAAGAACAUCGCCACCAGCAUGCACGACAUCUGCUCCAAGAUUAUGACAGAGAGGAAGACGUCCAAGUCCUGCCUGAACAGGCUUAACAUUGACCCCUCCAAGCUGGUGGAUAUUCCUGUGCAAGAGUUCCCAGCGCCAAAGAACGAACUGGUCCAGCGCUUCCACGUGCGUUACCUAGGCAACGUGCGGGUGACCAAACCCGUGGGCAUGGACACGGUUAAUGUUGCCCUGGAGACGGCCCUGACAGCCAAUGAGAUGCAGGCGUGGACGCCGGUCACCGUGAACGUGGCUUCGGCCACCCUCACCAUCCUCACCACCGAGACGGAGGAGGUGCUGUCGGAGUGCCGCGUGCGCUUCCUGUCCUUCAUGGGCGUGGGGAAGGACGUGCACACCUUCGCCUUCAUCAUGGCCGAGGGCCCGGGCGACUUCGUCUGCCACAUGUUCUGGUGCGAGCCCAACGCCGCCAGCCUGUCGGAGGCGGUGCAGGCCGCGUGCAUGCUGCGGUACCAGAAGUGUCUGGAUGCCAGGCCCCCCAGCUCCAGCUCCUGCCUGCCCACCCCCCCGGCGGACUCCGUGGCCCGGCGCGUGGGCUCCAGCGUCAAGAAGGGCGUCCAGACGCUCCUGGGCAGCUUCAAGCAGAGGAUGUCCGUGGCCGAAUCGCCCUGAGGAGGAGGAGCGGCGCUCGCCUUCGCCUCCCCCGCCCCUCCCCCCCCCCCUUCCUCCUCCUCCACAGCGAUGCCCUGCGUGUUCCUCGUCACCUCCACCAUUCGGCCUUUAAGAGUAAUAGUGAGAUUUUCCUGUCAGACCUGGCCCCGCCCUGCCCCGCCCCGCCCCGCCCCGCCCCGCCCUGCUUCGCCCCGCCCUGCCCGAUGCUCACUCACAGUGGUGGGAGGAUGCACGAUGCCCGCUUCCUGUUUUUCGUUGCAGCUAUUUAUCAAAAAAAGACACAUUUGCUUCAGAAGCGGAAGAGAUGGGAGUGUGACACACACACGAUGCCACUGCUCUCUCAUUCCUUGUUUCUAACAGGGGAAGAACAAAUGAUGAAGUUUCAGGCCCAUCUCCCAUAUCACAGCCUAUCUCUUCAGAUUUAAAAAAAUAUAUAACGGAUAAAGGUUAGACUAGAUAAUUUGUAUAUAUGAAUGUACAAAGUCAUCGUCUGAUAUGUUGUAGAGAGUCUGGGUGGCUGUUUAUGACGAAAGCUGAAAUAUAAAUCUAAAAGAUAGAGUAGAGAGCUUCUGGGAAUACCCAAAUGUCAAGCUCUUUUCCGUGUGACUGAUAAACCUUGGUGUUUUUUAUAUUCACGUCUUGCCAUAUCGUCGUCUUGCUGUGUAGAUAUUUCCUGUUGAAAAUCCAGACAUUCAGAAUUCCAGAGCAGUUAGAAUUUCAGGUUCUUCGGUCAUGUCUUAGCAUCUUAGCAUAUUUUCAGAAAAUGCAAAGAAUUUCAAAGCUACGAAUGUAAAAAGUAGGGAAACACUGUUUGAGAACGUGUUCUCUCCUGUUCGCACUGCAGGCUUUUGUAAAGGUUUUUCUGGUGUUGAGUUUUGUAGCAUACUGUAAGUGUGUAUAAGUACCUAUACUCUGCUUGAUUACUCAAGUUUAAAUCUCCCUGACCAAUCCACAGCCUCCAUUCUAUGGCUCUUAUUAUGGUUUUCAAAAUUUAGGACACCGUUUUAGCUAAAAAAACAA
Molecule: messenger RNA, 3516 nt
Organism: Anguilla rostrata (American eel)
Lineage: Eukaryota; Metazoa; Chordata; Actinopteri; Anguilliformes; Anguillidae
Gene: apbb1
Product: amyloid beta (A4) precursor protein-binding, family B, member 1 (Fe65)
Exons: 13
Coding region: 475-2496 (673 amino acids)
Biological process (GO): regulation of DNA-templated transcription
Cellular component (GO): cytoplasm; nucleus
Molecular function (GO): amyloid-beta binding; transcription factor binding
Source: RefSeq, a predicted model, not a curated record